Messenger RNA from Impatiens glandulifera, 647 nucleotides. Its product is annotated as RING-H2 finger protein ATL70-like. Lineage: Eukaryota; Viridiplantae; Streptophyta; Magnoliopsida; Ericales; Balsaminaceae. The transcript has a single exon. The record is from RefSeq and is a predicted model, not a curated record. The coding region runs from base 45 to 524 and encodes 159 amino acids.
UGGCGCGCCGGCGGCUGAGUUGUUUCUCUUUCUCUCUCAUCAAAAUGAAUAGUAGCACCACCACAUUUUCCGACCCCGCCGACGACACCGAAUACAGCGAAGACGGCGAGAGACCAGGCGGCUAUGCCUACGGACUCGGUCUCUGCCUUUCCCUCCUCCUCGUCCUUGCCAUCAUCACAUAUAUUUCAUACAUUUGUUCCCGUAAACGGUCACUCGUCGGCGGCGUCAGAGAUCCUCUUUCCGAUCCGGAGAGCACCUCCGACGUUGACUUAUCCAACACCGAUGAUAAUCCACAUUCCGGCGGCCUCGAUGAAGCCACGCUGGGAAACUACCCGAAACUGCUAUAUUCUCAGGCGAAGCUCAACGCCGGCGGAUAUGGAGGCGGCGGGUGUUCCAUAUGCUUAACUGAUUAUAAAGACACUGAUAUAUUAAGGCAUCUUCCUCAAUGUGGGCAUCUCUUUCAUCUCAUGUGUGUUGAUCCAUGGCUAAAGCUCCGUUCUACCUGUCCCAUUUGCAGGAAUUAGGACCUGUUUGAUUCUCAUGUUAUUUCUAUUUAUUUUUUCCAAAUUUUUGGAUUGUGUUACUAAUUUUUCUUUUUGGGUUUUUGUUUUUAUUUGGCAAAGUGACAAAAUGAAGUAACAAAAAGA